AUCAUGUAAGUCCAACUAUAAUAACUAUCCAGCGAACGGACAUCUUCGACCGCGAAUGUCUCUCUUAGGAAAGCCGCUGGCCUACAAUCGCGGCACACGCCGUGACGCACGUUAUCGGCGCCUUCAAAGUCGUGUAUAUAAUUUUUUAGAGAGACCCCGCGGACUGCCGGCUGUUUUGUAUCACAUCAUGGUGUUUUUUAUGGUAUUCACUUGCUUAGCUUUAAGCGUCUUCUCCACGAUCGAAGAGUACGAGAAAGAUGCAAUUUAUAUACUGUUUCGUAUGGAGAUAAUAGUUGUAAUAUGGUUUUCGUUGGAGUUCUGCUUCAGGCUGUGGUCAUCCGGUUGUCGUUCACGCUAUCAAGGAUGUGUGGGACGUCUGAAAUUCGUGAAACGACCCUUUUGUAUUAUAGAUAUUAUAACAAUAGCCGCCUCGUCGGUGGUGUUGGGCAUGGGCACCUCGGGUCAGGUGUUCGCAACAAGUGCACUUCGGGGGCUGCGCUUCUUUCAAAUAUUGCGCAUGGUGCGCAUGGAUCGACGUGGCGGCACGUGGAAGUUGCUGGGCAGCGUCGUUUACGCACAUAGACAGGAACUCAUAACGACUAUGUAUAUAGGUUUCUUAGGACUGAUAUUCGCAUCAUUCCUCGUUUAUUUAAUGGAAAAAGAUGUUAAUAAAAAAUUUAGUAAUUUCGCACAGGCGCUUUGGUGGGGAGUUAUCACUCUGUGUACAGUGGGCUAUGGUGAUAUGGUGCCUGAGACGUGGCAGGGAAAAUUAAUUGCGUCCUUCUGCGCGCUACUAGGCAUUUCGUUCUUUGCAUUGCCAGCGGGCAUUCUUGGCAGCGGUUUCGCCUUGAAAGUGCAGCAGCAACAACGGCAAAAGCAUAUGAUACGCCGAAGGCAACCCGCCGCAACGCUAAUACAAGCCGUUUGGCGUUGUUAUGCCGCGGACGAACAUUCAAUAUCGAUCGCCACCUGGAAAGUACACGAAGUGCCUUUACCAAGUCCGCCCACCUCUUCGGAAUAUUGGGAUAGAUUAUUUAAGAAUUUAAGUGAAUAUAGACGAGCUUCAUCUAGCUUUAAGCACAAUGCCUCAUUCGUUACACGUCUACCAACAAUCAGACGGCAUCGGAGUCAAAAUAUACCGCCACGUGAGGUGAACACGAUUAUACCGCAGGGUCCCAGCAAGAUCACCAAAUAUACACGUACAAUGCGAGAGAUUAAUACCUCUGUGGAGAAUUUGGAAAUUAUACAAAAUGGCAAAACUUUAGAUCCCUGUUUUAGUGAAGAUUCGGUGGUAGAAACAAGUGUUUUGAAAAAGAAUUCGGAUGCCACCAAGCCCAAGCCCCGUCUAAUCGAUUGUCAACAAAGGUUCAGCUCUCUUUCUCUUGGAAGUUUUUGUAGGAAUGCAACGGACAACUAUCGACAACAACAGCAAAACCAACCACAAACACCACAACAACAAACCGCUCCCAUCUUAUCACAACAGAAACAACAGAAUUUCACAGCACCCAAAACCACCGCUUCAACAAUUGCCAAUAAUAAAUGUACGCUGCCAAAUAAUUGUGCCGCCACGAAUAAAAAUGAAAUGAUGGUUAAUAGCCAGAACAGUAGCAACGCUGCCUUGCCCAACAACAUACCUGUGAUUCUUUGUGGUUUCAUGCAGGGCGAUUUUUUCGGUUCGAAUUUUUCACUGCCUCAAACAUCGAACUGCGAUGAGUCGCAAGAUAGCCAGCUCUACAAUCGGAUGCAGUCUAUUGAGCCGCGCCUAAUGGCCAGUGUGCAUGACAAGCGUGGCAAUAGUAUGCGCGAGGGACGAUGCCGCUUUGAUGGCAUAACCAUUGGCGGUGGAGGUGGUGCAGGCGCUGGUGGACGUGGUGGAUGUUUAGAAAAUGAAGAUGAAGAGCCGCGAUGUACGCAGCUGACUUGCCAACACAAAACGGCCAUAAGAUUCAUCAGAAAGCUGAAAUACUUUGUGGCUCGCCGCAAAUUUAAAGAAGCUCUUAAGCCAUAUGAUGUAAAGGAUGUGAUGGAACAAUAUGCGGCAGGCCAUGUGGACUUGCUGGGUCGGGUCAAAAAUGUGCAUGCAAGACUCGAUCAAAUCCUGGGUAAGCAGGGGUCAAAAUCAAAAGAUGUUUACGCUUCUAAAAUUAGUCUAGCUUCGCGUGUAGUUAAAGUAGAGCGACAGGUCGCCGAUAUUGAAGAAAAAUUAGAUAUACUCAUUAAAGCCUAUAUGGAGGAUCGUGAACGCCUCUUAGCACUUCCAUUACCAACACCGCCUAUAGUUAAACAUUCCAAUAAUAAUAAUGAAGAUCACUCGAAACGGGGCGAUUGUGUUAUGGGCAACAAUAACAAUAAAAUUAGUAAUAGUAUAAAUACUAAUAAUACACAUGCGACAAUCAGUGCUAGAAGGGAUUUCUUCUCGGCGACGAAAAUCGGGAUCAGAGAUGAUAAUAAGGUUUCCGAUGCGCGUGCGUUUGCGCCAUCCUACGAUUUAGCCUCGGUUAGUCCUUUUAAACUUUGUAGUGAUAACACCAUAUCCGAAAUGGAAAAUCCUAAGAAACGAGUAACUUUAAGAUCCGCCUCGAAUCCUUGCGACAGAGGAGUGUACAAAGAUGAUAAUUUUGCUAUAACGAUACCUGGCCUAACUGAACCUCUAUGUAGUAGUUUAAAACCGAAUUUACGAAAGGAAAACUCAAUUAUACUCAUCGAUGAGGUUGAAGACUUCGAAGAGGAGGAUCUCAAUUGCGAAGGUGAAAUGGAUCACUACCCCUCCUGGGAGAUCGACAGCGAUGCUGGAGCAAAUAUUGAUCUCGACUGUGAAGCGGCGGCCGAGGAUACUGCGCUACUACAACAGAUAUCUCAAACGAAAAUUAUUAUUACUUCCGUUACGCCUGUAAGCUCAGCAAAUAAUCUGACAGAUUUGGAUAAUGAAUCCGCGGAUACGCCUACAAAAUCAUCAUUACUUUUCCCGCAUUCUGGCUAAAUUAUAUUUUGUACAUAUUUUUUUACG
This is a messenger RNA of Rhagoletis zephyria (snowberry fruit fly), 3007 nucleotides long. RefSeq names its product KCNQ potassium channel (gene KCNQ). The record is from RefSeq and is a predicted model, not a curated record. Gene Ontology annotation, molecular function: voltage-gated potassium channel activity. Gene Ontology annotation, cellular component: voltage-gated potassium channel complex; membrane. Lineage: Eukaryota; Metazoa; Arthropoda; Insecta; Diptera; Tephritidae. Gene Ontology annotation, biological process: potassium ion transmembrane transport.